This is a messenger RNA of Puma concolor (puma), 2915 nucleotides long. NCBI's taxonomy places the organism in Eukaryota, Metazoa, Chordata, Mammalia, Carnivora, Felidae. The record is from RefSeq and is a predicted model, not a curated record.
AUGGCUACCCCUGACAGGAGAAUGGUCUCUAGACCCCAGAGACCUGGAAAGGGUCCAAAGGAAAGCGGGGCCUGCCUGAGUCCCCUGGACAACCUGGAGUGUAAGGAGACCCAGGAGCUGGCACCGGUAGAGCUGGCCAUGCUGAGCAAGGCACAGGAAUUCUUUCAGACCUGUGACACAGAAGGCAAGGGGUUCAUCGCCAGGAGGGAUAUGCAGAGGCUCCAUGAGGAGUUACCACUCAGCCUGGAGGAACUGGAGCAUGUGUUUGACGCCCUGGAUGCUGAUGGCAAUGGCUUUCUGACGCCAGAGGAAUUCACCACUGGAUUUAGCCACUUCUUCUUCAGCCAGAAUAAGCCAGGUCAGGAAGAUGCAGGCGAGCAGGUUGAACGGCUCCAGGAAGAGAAGGUAUAUCAGUCCAGAGGGGAAGAACAUGCGGGCGGCACGGAUGAAGAUGAGGAGACUCAGUUCCAAACACUGAUGGACAAACUUGGAGCCCAGAAGGUUUCCGAGGAUGAAAGUGAUAUCAAGCAAGUCUGGCUGCAGCUGAAGAAGGACGAGCCUCACUUACUGUCCAACUUCGAGGACUUCCUGACCAGGACCUUCUCUCAGCUCCAGGAAGCUCAUGAAGAGAAGAAUGAACUGGAGUGCGCCCUGAAAAAGAAAAUUGCUGCUUAUGAUGAAGAAAUCCAGCAUCUCUACGAGGAGAUGGAACAACAAAUCAAGCAUGAGAAGGAGCAGUUUCUCCUGAAAGACAUGGAGAGGUUUCAGGCGUGCAGUCAGGAGCUGGAGCAGAAGCUGUUAUCCAAGGAGCAGGAGCUGGAGCAGCUCAUCCAGAAGCAGCAGCAGCUGGAAGGCCAGUGCACCACCCUGCAAAAUGAUGAGCAUGAAACCAAGGCUGAGAACACCAAGCUGAGAGUCACAAACCAGGAGCUGGCCCGGGAGCUGGAGCGGACCUCCCAGGAGCUGCAGGAUGCCCGGAAACAGCUGGAGAGCCUCCAGCAAGAGGCCCACCAACUCCACCAGGAGAAGGAGAUGGAAGUGUACCGUGUGACGGAGAGCCUGCAGCGUGAGAAGUUGGGGCUUCUGAAACAGCUGGAUCUCCUGAGGGAAAGGAACAAGCACCUUCGGGAUGAACGGGACAUCUGUUUUCAGAAAGAUAAGGCAGCCAAGGCAAACACAGCUGCUUCCAAGGCAAACUGGAAACAGAGAUCUGGCUCUGUGAUAGGCAAAUAUAUGGAUGGCAGAGGGAUUCUUAGGAGCCAGUCAGAGGAGGAAGAAGAUGUAUUUGGCUUCUCGAGAAGGAGAAGCUCCCUGGGCCUGAGUGGAUAUCCCCUUCCAGAAGAGGAGCCAGGACCUGGGGGUCCACUCACCCGGGCAUUCCGCAGAAUCAUCUCUAUUGAAGAAGACCCCUUGCCCCAGCUCCUGGAUGGUGGCUUUGAGCAGCCACUGAGCAAAUGCCCAGAAGAGGAAAAGGUCUCCCAACAGAGGGCGGAAGGACAAAGCCAACAGGCCAGACCUUUGGAAUGCAUGCCUACAUCUCCUCGAGGGCAACCUAUUGGAAAAGAAGACCUGUCUAAGGAGGAAGCCUCUCCCUCCAUCCCAGACCGGCUCUUCAAAAUUGUGUUAGUGGGCAACUCGGCCGUGGGGAAGACAUCUUUCCUGAGGAGGUUCUGUGAGGACCGGUUUGCCCCAGGCCUGGCAGCCACUGUAGGUGAGUUCUCGGGUCCCACUCUGGGAAGGGGACGGUAUGAGAAGGGGGCCCAGGAAGGGACUGGGGGCCCAGCAGGAGUGACCAUGGGGGCCUGGCGGGCAGGGGAGGCUGUUAAAGUUCAGUGGGACACCAGAGGACCUGGAUCUUCAUCCCAACUCUGCCGCUGGCUGAUCAGCCGUGUGACCUCUGGAGGACAUGCCCCACCUUGGGGCUUCAAGUUUUUCCUCCUGGAGGAUUUGAACCAGGUCAUCCAGGAAGGCUUCCAAGCCUGGUUCUCAGUGCAGACGAUGUAUUGCUGUAUCACCCAGCAGUUCUUCAGGAAGGCCGAUGGCGUCAUCGUCAUGUAUGAUCUCACAGCCAGACAGUCAUUCCUGUCGGUCCGGCAGUGGCUGAGCAGCGUGGAGGAAGCUGUGGGAGACCGCAUUCCUGUUCUUCUGCUGGGCAAUAAAAUUGACAAUGAGAAAGAGCGGGAAGUUCCCCGAGGCCUUGGAGAGAAGCUUGCCAAGGAGAACAAUCUGAUCUUCUAUGAAUGCAGUGCCUAUUCCGGUCACAACACCAAAGAGUCCCUACUUCAUCUAGCCAGGAUCCUCAAGAAACAAGAAGAUACAGCAAGAGAGGACACCAUACAGGUUGACCGCUCUGCCAAAAAGAAAUCCUGCUGUGGCUGAUAGGAGUCCUCCUAGGACUGUUCCACCCAGGCCUGGGGUCCUAGGACCUACCCUGAAUCCUGCACAUAGGCUCCCACUUGGAUGCCUCCACCAUAACCCGCCCAAACCUUUGUCUGUGUCAGUGACUUGCCUCCACCAACAGGAGGGGAAGCACAUCUAGUCAGGAAAGCUGCUCUUGGAGCAUUUUGAAAUCUUCUCUCUCUUCUCUCUCUAGACCCCAGAUGUCCAUUUUUCCCCCAGCUUGGAUUUGUGGGGAAAAGAAACAGAUGGGAUUUUCCAGAAAAAUCACCACAUGCCUUCUCCACCUCCCUUCUGCUCCCCUUGCCCUUUGGAGCUGCAGCACUGUGGUUGCCAUGGCAACUGUGCAGGGCAGACUUGCUGCUUCCUGUAGGCCAAAGAUAAAGCACUUGGGCAGGAUAAAGCCAGGAUGGUUGGUCUUCCCUUGGCUCCUCGGGACAUCAAUGGGAUGCUCUUGGCAUAUGCUUCGUGGACCUUGAGAUGCCCACACAGGUUGAGAAAAGCAAGCCAGGGCACCC